AUGAUCACCAUCUUCGGGGCCACCGGCGUUCAAGGCACCUCCGUCAUCCAGCACGUCCUGAAUGUCCCCGACCUGUCCAAGGAAUUCCGCAUCCGCGGUGUUACUCGCGAUAUCUCAAAGCCAGCAGCCCAGGAGCUACUCGAUCAAGGCAUCGAACUCGUUACUGCCGACUUAAACCAACCUCCAACCCUCCCCACCACCCUCCAUGAUACGCACACCAUCCUCCUAACAACAGACUACUGGACCCACCAAAACCCCCAAAGAGAAUACCAACAAGCCAAGCACGUCAUCGACGCCGCGAUCGCCACCGGCGUGAGCCACUUGAUCUUUUCAUCUCUGGAUAGCACCGUCCAGCAGACAGACGGGCGGUAUCGGAAUGUCGGUCACAGGGAGGGGAAGGCUAGAGCGGAAGAAUAUCUUCGACUGCGUCUUCGUCUUCGGGCGUCUGGGAUGAGGUGGACGGUUUUGCUGGUGGGGUAUUAUAUGAGUAAUUUUUUGGGGUUGGUGGGGAGGUUCGUUGGUGAUGGGGACGUGGAUAAGGAGAUGGAGAUGGAGGGGAAGGGGGAGGAGGAAUAUUUGUUGCGGUAUCCGUUUGAAGGGGAGAGAAGGGUUUUGCCGUUGGUUGAUGCGGAGAGGGAUGGCUAUUCGUGGGAGCUAUCCUGA
Aspergillus melleus is the source of this 663-nucleotide messenger RNA. RefSeq lists its product as uncharacterized. The record is from RefSeq and is a predicted model, not a curated record. Lineage: Eukaryota; Fungi; Ascomycota; Eurotiomycetes; Eurotiales; Aspergillaceae. The coding region runs from base 1 to 663 and encodes 220 amino acids. The transcript is spliced from 3 exons.